This is a messenger RNA of Otolemur garnettii (small-eared galago), 3479 nucleotides long. It is a transcript of the gene SFXN1, whose product is annotated as sideroflexin 1. Gene Ontology annotation, cellular component: mitochondrial inner membrane. Gene Ontology annotation, biological process: serine import into mitochondrion; monoatomic ion transport. Lineage: Eukaryota; Metazoa; Chordata; Mammalia; Primates; Galagidae. The record is from RefSeq and is a predicted model, not a curated record. Bases 90 to 1058 code for a protein of 322 amino acids. Gene Ontology annotation, molecular function: monoatomic ion transmembrane transporter activity. The transcript is spliced from 11 exons.
AGGAGAGCUUCCGGUGGCGGCGGAGGAGGCGAGAGUGUGACCUGCAAGUGGCGCGGGAGGCGGCCCGGGGGAAGCGUUAGUCCAGGACCAUGUCUGGAGAACUGCCACCAAACAUUAACAUUAAGGAACCUCGAUGGGACCAAAGCACGUUUGUUGGACGAGCCAAUCAUUUCUUCACUGUAACUGACCCUAGGAAUAUCCUGUUAACAAACGAACAACUAGAGAAUGCAAGAAAAAUAGUACACGAUUACAGGCAAGGAAUUAUUCCUCCAGGUCUUACAGAAAAUGAAUUAUGGAGAGCAAAGUACAUCUAUGAUUCAGCUUUUCAUCCUGACACUGGUGAAAAGAUGAUUUUGAUAGGAAGGAUGUCAGCUCAGGUUCCGAUGAACAUGACCAUCACAGGCUGUAUGAUGACAUUUUAUAGGACUACGCCGGCGGUGUUGUUCUGGCAGUGGAUUAACCAGUCCUUCAAUGCUGUCGUCAACUACACCAACAGAAGUGGAGACGCUCCCCUCACUGUGAAUGAAUUGGGAACAGCUUAUGUUUCUGCAACAACUGGUGCUGUAGCCACAGCUCUAGGACUUAAUGCAUUAACCAAGCAUGUCUCCCCACUGAUAGGACGUUUUGUUCCCUUUGCCGCCGUAGCUGCUGCUAACUGCAUUAAUAUUCCGUUAAUGAGGCAAAGGGAACUCAAAGUUGGCAUUCCUGUCACAGAUGAAAAUGGGAACCGCUUAGGGGAAUCGGCAAACGCAGCAAAACAAGCCAUCACACAAGUCGUCGUCUCCAGGAUUCUCAUGGCAGCCCCUGGCAUGGCCAUUCCACCAUUUAUUAUGAACACUUUGGAAAAGAAAGCCUUUUUGAAGAGGUUCCCAUGGAUGAGUGCGCCUAUUCAAGUUGGAUUAGUUGGCUUCUGUUUGGUAUUUGCUACACCCCUUUGUUGUGCUCUGUUUCCUCAGAAAAGUUCCAUGUCUGUGACAAGCUUGGAGGCUGAGUUGCAAGCUAAGAUCCAAGAGACCCGUCCUGAGUUGCGGCACGUGUACUUCAAUAAGGGGCUGUAAAGGAGGAAGGGAACCCUCUACCGCUAGUCCUGCCAACAGCAAACCUGGUGUUGCCAUGUGGGUGAGGAAAAUCCUGUUCAACCUGGGUUCUCCCAGCUACAAAUACCUUUUAAAGAUCCACAUCAGCCUUUUAGAAUAAAGCUGCUACUUACAACACAGCACUGGUGUGGGCCAGGUGCCCAGCACCUGUUGGUUCCCCUACAUUUGGAUAAAUCAUGAUUUAUGGAAAUGCCCUUCCUGUAGCUUUUACAGUAAUUGUUUUUCAAAGACAAUGUCUCGACCCUCACCCAGGGUUUUAAAAAAGUACUGCUAGACAUAGAAUAGGUGCUCAGUGUAUGCUCAGUCAAUGUUUAUUGAUUAUCAAUCAGUGAAAGGAAAUCUGUUUAAAAUACUGAAUUUCCAUCUCAUUAUUAUCUUAAAUCAAGGAGAUCUCAGCAGUGAAUUCAGAAAAUAUAAAAGCUGUAAGGCUAACCUGUAGAAUCUUAUCCCUACAUAUUAAGGGCAGUUUGCUUCCAGGUUGGGCCCAAGGUAGAUGAUAAAGUUUUAGGAUUUAUAGAGUAAAAGCUCCUUGGUUGUAGCUUCCAAAAGCCACAGCCAUGGACCAGGGCAACACACCCUCCCUGUUGUCCAGUCAUGUGCAUUCAAAUGGUGGGUGGAUAUCCUUAGUUGGUUUUUAAAUUUAUUAUUUUGUAUUCUUACAAUGAUGUUCACCUUACCUUGCAGUGAUUGACUUUAUUAUUGUUAUUUACAUCAAAUAAUCGAAUAACUGAAAUGUAUCAAUGUCACAUUUCGGAAGUAUAUUUAAUACCAGUGCAGUAUGACUGGGUUGAAGCUGAUGUGCCAGAUUUUCUUAAGUGAGACCACAUGGUUCCAGCUAUCUCAGUGUCCUUUCUUGUCACCCUUAUAAAUCUCUUUCACUUUCAGAAAGACACAGAUAAUACAUGUAUAAAUCAGUCACAGUGAAUUUUACUUGAAUAUUGUAUAUCACCCUGUUUGAAAAUAAUGAAACUAUGUACCACUGUUUACAUCACCUAUAGUAAUUUCACAGAUAAUAUAUUUAAUGUAACAGAGAUUAUGUUUCAAGUCUGUAGAUGUUUAAUGUCAUAUACAGUCAGCUGUCUGUACCUGCGGGUUCCACAUUCAUGAAUUCAGCCAAGUGCAGAUUGAAAAUAUUUUUAAAAAACAAUAAAAAGUAAUACAACAAUGGAAAAUAAUACAAAUUUGAAAACCAAUAUAGUAUAACAAUCAUUUACAUAGUACUUAAAUUCUUUUAGGUAUCAGAAGUACUUUAGAGAUGGUUUAAAGUACACUAGAGGAUGUGCCUAGUCUGUAUGCAAAGACCAUGCCAUUUAUAUCAUAAACUUGAGCAGCACACUUGGGUAAUGGGUAUCCUGGGGGUGGGAAAGUCCUAGAACCAAUCCCCUGCAGACACCGAGGGGCCACUGUACAAGGUGUUUGUUUCAUUGCGUGUAGAUUGUUGUAAUUCAGAGGUUUGUAAGUGAAAAAAAAUAAACCAUUUAGUUUUGACAGAUUCUUUUUCCUGACAAUGUGACCAGACUGAGUUUCCUCAUAAAGAGAAAAUGGUGUGCCUUGUGUCUGUGUUCCUCUUUUCUCUGAAAGGAUUAAUGGAUCUGAAGCUUUGAGACGCUGGGAGCCUUCUUUAGGGGGCUACCAGAAUUCUCAUUUUGAUAUUCUGUCUUAAAGUCAUCAAAGCAAAAUGGCUUCCCCUUGACAUUCUGGCCUUGAACAGGUUCUGUUGCCCUCAAUGCUUCUCUUUGAAAAAGUGGUAAAAGCCUGAAAUUCAGGGCAGAUCUCCGUAAGGUGCUUCAAGGCACUUUGUAUAAGAAGCUAAAGUACUUGAGGCCCACCCACCUCACCACAGCUCAUCUCAGAGUUCUCACCCUGCUUAAUCUUCAGCUCUGUUUCAGAAUGUCAACCUUCAGGACCAAGUUACUGACCAGUAGGGAGGCUGAUGAGCUAACCGAAAUUUGACACACACCAGGAAGAUGUGACCAAAGCAUAGUUAUACAGUGAAAUAGUUAUGAUAAUUAAGUAGGAGAUGUGUCUUUUUAAACAUUGUUUUUUGAAGCUUCAGACUCUUAAUGCUUUUAUAUAGAAAUAUUGACUGUAUAGUUUAAUCAUGGUUUAUAAAAAAGAACAAAUGAACCAAGAUUAGCAAUCCUUGCUGAUCUCUUAGAAAUACCUUUUCUGGAGAAAAAAAAAAUUCCAUGUGCAGUGCAAUAAGCUUGUAAAACUAAAUAAUUAUUAAUAUUUCUAUUGAUGUGAUAUAAAGAAUUAUGAUGUAAGUAUUUACUGACUGGCAGUUUUAUUUCAGUAUUAGCACAGUGUCUUGCCAGUAUUGGAGUCAAUGUAUUAUUUCAUUUCAACUGGAUGAAAUGUCAAAUAAACUCAGAAUGAAAA